Messenger RNA from Papaver somniferum (opium poppy), 3070 nucleotides. Its product is annotated as ubinuclein-1-like. Gene Ontology annotation, cellular component: nucleus. The record is from RefSeq and is a predicted model, not a curated record. The transcript has 13 exons. The coding region runs from base 292 to 2769 and encodes 825 amino acids. NCBI's taxonomy places the organism in Eukaryota, Viridiplantae, Streptophyta, Magnoliopsida, Ranunculales, Papaveraceae.
AAAAUACAGUAGUGGGGAGUUCCUUCCAAAGAGAGAGGAAUUGACGGAAAAUUCAGUUGCACCGUGAGAGGCGAUACACUGAAACUUUUUCCAGUAUCCCGCCCAGACAGACUGUUCGUCUUCUCAUCUCUCUCUUUCUCGUAUUUAUCUCCCCAAUUCCUUCAUCGAACUCAUAAACAAAAACCAUCUUCUUUUCUUCUUUCGACCCAUUUCCACUUCUUCUUCUUCUUCUUCUUCUUCUUCAUUGAUUUCUUGGAAUCAAUAUUUGAUGCCCUAAAAUACUUCCCCAUCAUGGUUGAGGAGGAGAUUGGAGUUGGUGGUGGAGGUGGAGGUGGGAACAUACCUAGGGUUUCUCCUCCAUCCUCUUCCAUCGUUGUUGCUCCUGCUGCUGGUUGUGCUGUUGUUGCUCUUCCUGCAGUUGAAGCAAUUAGUAAAGGGAGACAGAUGUUUUCGGUGGAGAUUAUACCUGGUGAAACUACUUUUGUAUCUUGGAGGAAAUUGAUCAAGGAAGCUUCUGAUAAAAUUAAACCUAUUAAUUCAUUACCCCCGCAAUCUCUUCUUGGUACUAGUGGUGCUGAUGCUGGUGCUCCUCUGGCUGGGGCUAACCGUGCUCUCGAGUCGAGAAUUGAUCCUGCGGGUCAGCAUGAGGAUGCUGAAAUGAAGGAUGCGCCUACCUCCCAUCGUUUUAGUGCCGUUAUUGAGAAGAUUGAACGACUGUACAUGGGUAAGCAAAGUAGCGACGAGGAAGAACUUGACGAUAUUCCUGAUGAUGAUCAAUAUGACACGGACGACUCUUUUAUAGAUGAUGCUGAGCUGGAUCAGUAUUUUCAAGUUGACAAGUCUACGACGAAACACAGCGGGUUCUUUGUUAAUAGAGGGAAACUUGAACGCGCAAAUGAACAUGUAUCAUCGCCUAAGGUCCAACCAAAGAAAAGAAGACGGAAAGAUGCAGCGAGAACUUCUGGGGAAAAUGAUGCGGAGCAGUUACCAAAUAAACAUGCCAAAGUGGGUAAUGUCAGGAUGAAAGCUGCAGCUAGGACACCAGCUUCUACGGGGAAUAAAUCCUCUCAAAGCUUAGCUGCAGUGACCGAACAUAUUCAAGAUGGGAAAUCACACGAGCAACUGAGUACUCCUAUAGAGCCACCAAUCAGAAAGAAGCCAGUUUCGAAGGCUAAAUCCGAGCACAUUGUGUCUUCCAAAAUCCAAACAAAAGAUGCUUCUUCAAUUGACGCAAAGGAUACUGAUAGGCAAAAACCUUUAGUUGUCCAGUCAAGGGACCUUGGUAGCAAAUCGAAGGUUGCUAGUGACCCAUUUGGCAUUGCACAUCAGAUACAUAGGGAUUCGUCCACUUCGGCGCAGCUCGAGUCUCCAUCCAGGAAAUUCGAGUUAAGCCCAGCUAACAAAGUUCAGCAGAGAAGGAAAGACGGUAGUGAUGAUUUUCUUGAGCAUCCAAUGCGAAGAGUGAAGAGUUCACCCAUGCAUCCAAAGGAAGGUUCCAGUAUUAGAUCAAAAGGCACAAUGCUUGAGAGGGCAAUUAGGGAGUUGGAGCUGAUAGUUUCACAAUCAAGACCACCAUCUGCAGAAACUCUGGAUGCAGAUAAUUCGUUGCCUGGAAUCAAAAGGAGGUUGCCUAGAGAAGUUAAACAGAAGCUUGCUAAAGUUGCCAGAUUAGCGCAGUCAAGCCAAGGAAAAAUAUCAGAGGAGCUACUUAAUCGCCUUAUGGGUAUUGUUGGUCACUUGAUGCAGUUAAAAUCGUUGAAGAGAAAUUUGAAAGCGAUGGUUGAAUCGGGGUUGUCUGCAAAACAAGAAAAGGAUGACAAAUUCCAACAAAUAAAGAAAGAAGUAACUGAGAUGAUUAGAACUCAUGCAUCUCCUUCGAAGUCCAAGGUGUUUGACGAACUUGAUGAAACCUUUGACGAGUUUAGGGAAGGGACGGAUUCCAAGGAGAAGGGGUUAAUUAAAAAGACAUACAGUAUGGAUCAUUCCUUGGAGGAUAAGAUAUGCGAGCUCUAUGAUUUUUAUGUUGACGGGAUGGAUGAGGACAAAGGACCACAAAUCAGAAAGCUAUAUGUGGAGUUGGCAGAAUUAUGGCCUAGUGGAUUGAUGGACAAUCAUGGGAUAAAGAAUGCUGUUUGUAGAGCAAAAGAGCGGAAGAGGGAACUGUAUGGUCGACACAAGGAGGAAAAGAUCAAGAGGAAAAGGCUAUCUUCUAACACCCCUAGAGCAGACCAAAUAGUAUCGGGAGAAACCAGUUCUGUUGCUCAACAGCCAAGAUCUGUUGUGCCUCUUGAUAAGAUACAUUCUGAGACCAACAGUGAAACUUUAACAUCAACCAGUAAGAUGACUUCUACUCAGACACCAGCAAAUCAGCAGCAUUUCUCCAUGAUGGAUAGGAAUGUAUCAUCAUCCAGUGUGACAAUGACAAAAAGUUCAUCUACUACUGAUUGGCUAAAGCAAGAAAAAGUUAAAUGCAGUUCAAGCACCUUGUCCAGCACCUUCUUGGACAAGGCAAGGAAAACUUUGGACGGUAUUCUGAAUCAAAAAACAAAGAGAAGGUCUGAGUCAGACUCAGGAGACAACAAUUGUCGUACUGUACUAGAGAAGCCAUCUUCCCAGCAACAACAACAUAACCAACAGCAAGGGAAGGAAAGAGAAAGGCAGAAAAAGGUGUCUCAAAAACAGGCAGUAGUAGGUAGUCAAAUUCAGAAACCAAGCCUUCCAUCUUCUGCUGCUGCUGGUCUGCAAGGUAAUCAGCAACCUAGCAACUGAUAUCAGUAUAUGGAUAGCGCUCAAUUAUCAGUUUUCACACCAAAAGGCACAGAAAUCUGAUGCAUUUUGUUUUGCCUUCUCAUUUUUAUUUUCUGCGGGUGGGGGUAGUAAUUUUAUCCACACAAAUUAUGCCUUGUUUACUUGCCUCCAUUAUACCUUUGGUACGGGUCUCUUAUCAAUUAUCAUAUUUUGUAAUAUAACGAUGUUUAUGUGGUUAUUUCACUCAUAAACUUGUACUAGAUUAGUUUUAACUUUGGACUGGGCAAAUUUGAGAUGUUUAAUGAAUCCCUUCUUACUGCAA